UUUGUCUGUUACUUUUCACUUUUUUCUUCAAUAAAAUUUUAUAGUAUGUUUUUAUGUACACAUAAGUUCUUUUUGACUACGCAAUAAUAAUAAGUUUCUCUAAAAUUUUUUGUAAUAAGUGUAUUUUAAAAUAAUUAUUAAGAAAUAUUUUUUAUUUUAAAAAAAUCUCUACUUUCUAAAACAGAAGACUAAAUUAAGAAAUUUUUCUUAGCAAAUAGAGAAGUAGAACUGAUAUUUUCUGUGUGCAUGUAUUAUACAUCAUUCGUUUUACAAUCAAUUUAUGUAUAAUGAAUGUCAACGAGUUAUCUAUAUUGCAGUAAUUAUAGAUUCAAGCCGUGUUUGCAAUUAACAUCUGAAACUUUGAAACCACACUAGAUUAAAACUAGGAAAAUGUUGGUCUAGUUCGUCACGCAAUAUUAUUUUGAAACUCGAUUCUGUUGAAGUGACGGGACAGUAUAUUAGUCACUCAAUCGAUAUUGUCGGAAUAUUGCCGAUCGCAGAGGCGUGUUUGUCAUCGUGUUGUUGGCACAAAUUAUCUCGAAAUUUUGUCCAUCGCCUCUCGUGAAUAAAAACAAUUCACGCCCCGCUAAUAACUUUCUCUUUCAGCAACAAUCUGGCUGGAAUUGCCACAAUGACAAACACUUGAAGGCAAACCAUUCUAAUGUAUUCGCAGAUACUCAUCAAAGCAACGGCUAGUUAGCUUUACCAUAAAUUACAGAUCAAUCGACAGUUUGCAUACAAAAACGAAAACGAAACCGUGCAGAACCGAUAGUCGACAGUCGGCCGCAAGAUUAAUCACAGUUAUCGCGCAGUUGUUGUAUGCGUAGUUUAAAAUUAUAUAAAAUACAUUUUCGAUUGGCGAGUGAAUACUCGUGAUCGAUUUUUCGGCACACAAAGUGAACUUCGACAGCUCGAAACAUCGGUUUACCGUGAAUAAUCUAUUUAUUUGUCAUAUUUCACGAGACUGAACGAGCGCUCACGGUUUCUCGCUACGACGAUCAUCGCCAGCAAUUAUCGCCUCGCCCGAUGACGAGUAAUGUCAAGGAUGCGAGGCACAAAGCAUAUGCUGAAUUGAAGGGUCCGGCCAAAUGGGCCAGUAACGCCGUAGGAAUUUGAAGCAACAACUAUAUAUAGACUCCCGAUUAUGGUUGCCGAUGAUUGAUAACGCAAUCGCCUUACGCGAAACUCUUCCCGGACGGACGUUACAUCUCGCAGAGUGGAAUUUACCGAUCUAAGGGAAUCCACGAGGAAGAACUCAAACGCGAGUGAUGAUUACGAGUUACGAUAGUAUGAGUGACUAUAUCGCGUGCAAGGGCGGCCACAAAUUUCGUUAAAUACUACAAAGUCUACUUAGAAGAAUUGUCCAAUCUCCUGAAUUCCGUUGGAGAACGGAAAACCUGCAGUCGUUCUCUUCAGCUCGCCGAGGGCAUUAGACAGCGAAGGUUUGCGCAGCCGCUCUCCCACAUUUUGUGAUCGAGACCGAUGUGCCGGGAGAUUUAUCGAUCAUCAACAUACAAGCCACCCACUUGUCAUUCGUCGUGAUAUCUCGCUGUGAUCGAGUGUAUAUUACUUGUCGUGGAUCUACACAAUUAUAAUCGAAAUUAAGAAACGUAUGCGGCGCCUAAUUCAAAGACGAACAGCGAUUUAAAUAGCCACGGUACCCGGCAAGGUACCCAGAUAAAUUUCUUGUCUACGGUUCCAACGAACGUCCGAUAUGGCGACCGUGGACAAAGAUCUCGAAGAUCUCAUGUCCCAUCUGGGUGAAUUCGGCAAAUACCAGUUCCGGCAAUACUGCCUUCACCUACUCGCCGCCCUUACGGCAGGUGUGCACAUGCUAUCUCUACUGACAGUCGCGGCGGUGCCGGCUCAUCACUGCGAUAUCCCGAAAGCGAACGUGUCGUCCGUUCUGACCAAUGAACUAUUCAAUCUCACCACUCAUAACUGGGCCAAUUCUUCAGACGUGUUGGAACACCUUCCGCGCCGUCUCGACAGUUGUCACUAUCUGGAUCAUGACAACGUCACCCGGGAAUGUAACUCGUGGACCUACGACACAACGUACUUCCAAUCGUCCCGCGGCAUGGAAUGGAACUUCGUUUGCUCGCGACGUUGGAUGGGUGCCAUGGCGCAGUCCUCGUACAUGUUUGGUGUGUUCGUGGGCGCGAUCACCCUUGGUAGCAUGGCAGACACAUACGGCAGAAAGAUCAUAUUUUAUGUGUCCGCGGUAGCACAGCUGGGACUCGGAGUACUGGUCGCCCUGGUGAACAACUACUACGUCUUUCUGGCGAUCCGCUUUCUGUAUGGUAUCUUCGGUUCCGCUGGUGCAUACAUCACCGCAUUUGUGCUGACAAUGGAGCUGGUGGGACCGUCUAAGAGAACCGUGUGCGGUAUAAUGUUUCAAUUGGUCUUCGCCAUAGGUUUCAUGCUGGUGGCAGUGUGGGGCGCCGUGCUCAAGGAUCGUAUGUGGCUGCAGAUCGUGUACGGUUUGCAUAGCGCGAUUCUGCUCGGCCACUGGUGGCUGAUGGACGAGUCACCCAGAUGGCUGUGGGCACACGGUCGCGCUGCCGAGGCAAUUAUCAUCGUGCAGAAGGGGUUAAAAGUGAACGGCAACGAUGUUCAUGUGGACGCCGCCAGGCUAAUCAGCAGAUCGAAAGUGCAGCAGGAGACUAAGGAGGAAAAAUCUUACAGCGCGCUUGAUCUCUUUAAAACACCGAAUCUCCGCAAGAAGAGUCUAAACAUCUGCCUUAAUUGGUUUGCUAAUUCGAUUGCUUAUUAUGGUCUGGCGCUCAAUAUGGGCAAUCUCGUCGGCAAUCCGUUUGUUAUGCUGUUCCUAAGCGGCGUGCUGGAGUUUCCGGUGUACAUCUUGAUAAUGUUCAUUAUGGAUCGCACUGGCAGGAGAUGCCUGACCAGCACGUUCCUGAUGACGGGCGGCCUGUGCUGCAUCUGCGCCGCUACCAUCAGCGGCGCGACCAGUGAUCUAGCGGCUGUGGCCAAAGUCACGGUAGUGCUCGUGGGCAAGAGUUGCAUCGCCGGCUCAUUCGCCGUGAUAUACAACUACACGGCCGAACUGUUCCCUACGGUGGUGAGGAACACGGCGAUCGGUAUCGGUUCCAUGUGCGCGCGUUUCAGUGGCGCUCUUACGCCCAUGAUCUUCCUGUUGGACUCACUGGACGCGCGAGUACCAGCCACGCUGUUCGGCCUUAUUGCUCUGAUGGCGGGCUUUCUGGCGCUCUAUUUGCCGGAAACGGUGAAUCAACCGAUGCCAGAGACCAUUGAGGACGGCGAGAACUUUGGCAAAGGUGAUACCUGCUUCACCACCUGCUUGGGUGGCGACGCAAAAGUCAUUGCGAGCGAACACGAUGUCAAAAUGGACAAGAUACCAGAAAAAGAAGAAAAGGAGAAAUUGAAUGAUAUAUAAAAGAUCGUAUUGUCUUAAGAAAGUCACCAAAUGCCUUUAAUUAGUACUUAUAGUUGUAAUAUACUGAGAUGAAAACAGAUACAUCUUGAUCUUGAAAAUAUCAAGUUAUGCUGAUAUUAGAGAUAUUUAUUAAAAAUACUUAUUAAAAUUUAUAAAGAUUAUCUCACCUGGGUAAAGUACGCACAAUUCGUUAUUGAGAAAAAGAUAUUUAGAAACAAUUUACAUAUUAUGUAUGUACAGAAAAAAAGAGAAGGUCAGUUUUUGGAAUUGUAUACAUAAUAUAUAUUAAGAGAUAAAAGAGUUGAACAUAUUAAAUGUUUGACCAGUUCGAAUAGCUCGAAGCAAAACAAGAGCAUUGUUUGCAGUGAUUGUUAAGCAGUAAUCGAUCUGUAAUAUCAAUUUAUUAUGUUCAAAACUCGAAGAGUUUAGAUUAAUAUUAAUAUUAUAUUAAUAUAUAAAACGUUUUUAUUUGAAUUAUAAUAAUUUCGAACUUCCGGAUCUAUAUAAAGUGAGUUUGGAAAGUUCAAACAUAUUUAGUUUGAAAAGUUUCAACUAUUUUUAAUGCUUGAGAUUUGAACUGUCCGAAUUAUUCAAUCAUCUAAUAUUUCCAAGCACUAAUGUAUACAUAUUGUAUAUAAAAAAAUUUUAUACUAACAAUAUUACAGUCAGUCCAACAAGAGUGUAUACAUUUGCAAAAAGAUUCAUGAAAAUGUAAAAAAAAUAUAUGUCAUUUUAAAAUAUAUUUAGUGGUCUAUUUUAUCUAAUAUACAAAGAUUGCAAUACAUUGCAAUACAUUACUUUUUCUUUACGACAUAAAUUGGCGCCAAAGUUACACUACAUUCUGUUUUAAAUUUUCAUAAAUCUUUCUGCAGAUAUGGCGCAUAUGCUUUUGUGGGACAGACUGUAUAUAUAAUUCUUUAUUUUUUAGUAAAAACACAAAUUAGAAUAUUCUAAAACUUUAAUAGCAAUAAUAAUAUUAUCUGCAUGUAUACUAAAAAAAGACGAUAUUUUUAAUACCGAGAUUAUAUAUGAGAGCAGAUUCUAUUUUGUAAAAUUAUUUAUGUGUUAUUGAUUAGAUUUAUAUAGUAACGCUAUUUAUAUAACAAUACUUCAUUACUUGAUCUAGUGACUUCUAUUUUCAUAAAAUUUUACAUCAUAUAGAAGACAUUCAAUGAAUGCCUUCGAAACUUAGAAAAUGAAAUUAUUUAAACAUAAAACAAUUACUUGUUAGUAAAAAUAUUCAAAUACACAUGCACUUUUAGAAAAAA
This is a messenger RNA of Monomorium pharaonis (pharaoh ant), 4683 nucleotides long. Its product is annotated as organic cation transporter protein. Lineage: Eukaryota; Metazoa; Arthropoda; Insecta; Hymenoptera; Formicidae. Gene Ontology annotation, molecular function: transmembrane transporter activity. Gene Ontology annotation, biological process: transmembrane transport. The transcript has 3 exons. The record is from RefSeq and is a predicted model, not a curated record. Gene Ontology annotation, cellular component: membrane. The coding region runs from base 1715 to 3415 and encodes 566 amino acids.